UACUACAUAUCACAUUUCUGAUUUAUAUUCAUAUUAACUAAAAAAGAAAAAUAAUUUACUCUAUGUAGUUUAUAAUUUUCUAUAGAUUUUACUAAACUGAUUUUCAUCUUUUGUCUCAUUUUAUUCUUUAUUUUACGAUUUUUCCUUUUACAAAGCUAAACAAUUACAAAAAUCAUUAUGUUUGUGAUAAAUAUCAAUUUUUAGAUAUAUGUACAUCGAGAUUAUAUUUCUUGAGUUUUUAUUUUUCUUGAAUGUGAAAAAUGAUCUCAUUAGUUCCGCAAACCAAUCUUAUAAUGUUAUACUUGAUACACUGUAACGGCUGAUACAUUCUAACCGGUGAUUUUAAAUGAUGUAUUGACAGUUUUUCAACUAGCACUUGUAUGGCCCAAUUGGUAUUCAACAAUAUAUCAGUUUUGGCUGAGACGCUUCAGUAGAUAAACGAAAUCAAUGUGGUGUGCGUCGUUCGAUCAAAGUCAUAAAAGAGAGAUGAAUAGAUUGCUGGAUUUCGGAGAGCAGAAUCAAGAUAUACCCAAUGACACCCCCUUGCGCGGAUAUCAUCCGAGAUUUCGCAGAACCGAGCUGAUGGAUAUUACAAAAUCGAAUAUUCCACGGAAAUGGCUUCUGGCGUCUACUCUUCAAGCGGCCCUCGCGGAGAAUCCCGAGGAACAUAGCAGGCAAAACUACUCGGAAUCGUUGAACGAUGCGAGGAGGAGAGUCGGGGCGCGCCCGUCCAUGCCGAGACAAACUUAUUCGGGGGACAGAUUUAUACCGUGCCGUCGCGGUUACAGUUUCGAAGCGGCUCACUGUUUGUUGAGGAAAGAGUCCGAGGACACCGAGGGCAGCAUUACGAUAGACGUUCAUAAACAGCUCGAUUUGCUGCAUGUUACGCAUCAACGCGAAGCUUGCCAGGCGAUUAUGACAGAGCAGGCUGUCAUACCGGGUUUAAAUCAAACCAAGAUUCUACACUACAGCAAUUCAACACAGUCUGAGAAUCCGCGGCGUACAGGAUCGAAGAAGGUGGGAAACUGGAGAUGCACGCCGCGCAAAAGAACUCUGAUAGGAAGCAUAGAUAAAAUAUUGUGCAUCUCAGAUUCUACGGAGGGUACGUCGUAUCGAUUCGAGUCGAGGCCGAAACGUAGUUUACUAUUAAUGCAACAGUCUCUUUCAAUAAUCGAAGGUGACAAUAUCGAUCUGGUCGAUUGGAGCUGCAACGACAUGAUCGGCGUCGGCAGUCGAAAUUGCGUGAGGGUAUGCAGCGAUGACGGCACGAUGUUGGCAACGUGGCAGGAUAAGGAUCGUCCUAGAGUCAUUAAGUGGAGCAACGACGGUAGUAAGCUGGCGGUAUGUACAAGUUUCAAGAUCAUAUUGUACAAUUUAGAGAGAAAAAAAUCCAUGUGGGACGCCUCUUGUAGAUGUUUAAUAGCGACGACUCAUAAUUACUGCGUCAUUUGUUGCAUCUGCUGGUCUUCUGGCGAUCGUCACGUCGUUACUGGGUGUCUGGGCUCGAUAUCAGUAUACGCAUCCGAUACGGGCAAGUUGAUUAGCACCAACAUGAAGCACAUGGCUCGCAUCUCAUCCCUAAAUUUUUCCCCAAAUUUCAAAUAUCUCGUAACGACCGCGCAGGACAAAACCGUCGGCGUGUUUAUCUGGCCAGAUUUAACUCCUUGUUACCACAUCAAAUUUGCCAAAAACAUAAAGGCGAUCGCCUGGCAUCCGCAAGUGUCUAACACGCUUUGCAUAGGCGAUGGCCACGACGGAUCGUUGUCGUUAUGGGACAUCAACAAGAAGGUAAUGACAGCAAAUGUGUGCGUGAAAUCUCACGGACUUUGCGUGGAAAACUUCGCUUGGAAUAAGUUAAGCGGCGAGUUGGUCGUACAUUGGACCUACAAGGUGGCGAACAAACGAUACACGAUAGUCCCGGUGCUCGCCAGUUUCGAUCGAAUUGUCGAUGCACUGCCACUGGCGACUAAAGAAGCGCACAUAUCCUUUUUGAAAUUCAACGCCACGCACGAAGAGCUGAUAACGUACGGUAAUGAGGUCUUUUCGAUAUGGAAAUUUUUUGGCAACGAAAAAUUUCAGUACGGACGACAAAUACCUCUCUAUAACUCAACACGAUGUAGGCAAGGAGUUCUCGUCCAUAAUCCAAUUCGAUAAUUAUAUGUUUAUCUUAUAUAUAUAAUAUAAUAGAGACAUAAGCUUUAAGAUUCGUGAGAUAUUAGCAGUAAACUGAAUUGUUUUACAUUUUUUUUUUUUGGAAAAGAGUCACCCGUUUGUCUUAUUGUUAGAUACAUAUAUGAAAAAAAAUUACAGUGUAUAGGAAAAGCUGGCGCUUUACUUCACACGUUGAUUAAGCUUUUCAAACGUUUAAUACUCAUAUUACCAGUUAAUAUGAUUUAUGCAAAAAAUAUUAUCUUUAUAAUUUGCAGUAUCAGUGGCAUUACACAAAUGAAUAUUUAUCGAAUAUCUUAAGAUCAGUUAUGUUCGCAUAAAAUUACAAACGAGUAUCGAAGAUCGAGUAUGAAAAAAAAAAGAAAAACUCCCCGAGUAAGUAACUGAUCAUUCCUGUUACAAUUAACACGACAUACAGCGCGGAUGAUUUCCCAAUUUAUUAAAAUUAAUGGCGUUAAAAGUCACUUAGAUUGAUUUACUGUUCGAUUUAGCAACGCUCAUAAUUAACUUAUCUCGCAGUAGAGCGGUAAAGCUCCUACGCCGAGAAUGUUGCUAUCGAUAUGUAAAAAAAAAAGAAAAAGCUGAACUAGAAUGUAACCGUCUGGUUUUCUUUGGCCAAUCUUUUUUUUACAAAGCGUGCAAUAAAUUAUAUUAGAAUAUGUUACUUGCAAUAUGUAUAAUAUAAUAUCAAUAAUGACAGAUGUAAAAAUGUGAAAGAAGAUAUAUUGCAAACGGUAUAUUCCAUUAUAAUUAAUAUCUCUACAUAUAUGUAUAUUCGUAUAAUAAUAAUAAUAUUUUUUAAUAUAUGUUUUAUAUUAUAAUUUAUAUUUAUUUAUUAUAUUUUAAUUUAUUUUAUCAAUUAUAUAUAUAUAUCAUAUGAUUAUAUUGUAAUAUACAAUUUAAAAUAUAAUAUUAAUUAACAAAUAUAAAAAUGCAGGAGAAGAUAAAAUAGAAAUAUGAGGCUUGAUGGUUUUCUUUGGCCAAUCUUUCUUUUACAAAGCGUGCAAUAAAUUAUAUUAGAAUAUGUUACUUGCAAUAUGUAUAAUAUAAUAUCAAUAAUGACAGAUGUAAAAAUGUGAAAGAAGAUAUAUUGCAAACGGUAUAUUCCAUUAUAAUUAAUAUCUCUACAUAUAUGUAUAUUCGUAUAAUAAUAAUAAUAUUUUUAAUAUAUGUUUUAUAUUAUAAUUUAUAUUUAUUUAUUAUAUUUUAAUUUAUUUUAUCAAUUAUAUAUAUAUACAUCAUAUGAUUAUAUUGUAAUAUACAAUUUAAAAUAUAAUAUUAAUUAACAAAUAUAAAAAUGCAGGAGAAAAUAAAAUAGAAAUA
Molecule: messenger RNA, 3492 nt
Organism: Cataglyphis hispanica
Lineage: Eukaryota; Metazoa; Arthropoda; Insecta; Hymenoptera; Formicidae
Product: protein cortex-like
Exons: 9
Coding region: 448-2154 (568 amino acids)
Biological process (GO): positive regulation of ubiquitin protein ligase activity; positive regulation of anaphase-promoting complex-dependent catabolic process; anaphase-promoting complex-dependent catabolic process
Cellular component (GO): anaphase-promoting complex
Molecular function (GO): anaphase-promoting complex binding; protein binding; ubiquitin ligase activator activity
Source: RefSeq, a predicted model, not a curated record